Messenger RNA from Aspergillus alliaceus, 5502 nucleotides. Its product is annotated as HECT-type E3 ubiquitin transferase UFD4. The record is from RefSeq and is a predicted model, not a curated record. Gene Ontology annotation, cellular component: nuclear speck. NCBI's taxonomy places the organism in Eukaryota, Fungi, Ascomycota, Eurotiomycetes, Eurotiales, Aspergillaceae. Gene Ontology annotation, molecular function: ubiquitin protein ligase activity. The transcript has 5 exons. The coding region runs from base 1 to 5502 and encodes 1833 amino acids. Gene Ontology annotation, biological process: protein polyubiquitination; proteasome-mediated ubiquitin-dependent protein catabolic process.
AUGUCCUCCAGGAUUACUCGCUCAGCCGCGAGAUUAGCUGCAGAACCCACUCCACCCGUCAGCUCUGGUCCGUCUCCUGCAAUUCCCGCCGCUGGUUCGGCCCCAAGUCGGAAGCGUAAAGCCCCCGCACGAAGCGAUCGAUCUGUGGAAGCCCCCGGACAGCCGAAUCCCCCAUCUCCUCAGCGGAGAGCCAAGAAACAGCGGCGUGCAGCUUCCCCCCAACCGGCGGUCGCGUCUGCUGCUCCACGUCGUGGUACCCGAAAUCGUCCCGCUAUGUCCCAACCCGGUCCAUCCUCGCGCCCAACGGAGGAGUCAUCGAAGAACCAGGCGUCACCUCCGGCAUCCAGACGGAAAUCUAGCAGAAAUGGGAAAGUGUCACAAGGUAAGGUUACACUGACAAUGCUCGAGGGUGUCUUCGCAACCCUGUUUCCCACAGAUCAAGUGACCCGGUUAACACACUCUCUCCUGUCAGAUCGCCUUUCAGCUGCCCAAUCCCCUCCACCUCGGCGCCAACAGAAGAGACGGUCAUCUAGAAAUAAUCCAGAUGUCAUCAUGAAGGAAGCGGACGAGGAUUUGGAAAGACGUGAAAGGAGUGAGGAGCGAGAUUCAUCCCCGCCAAGUGAUAGCAACGAUGGAACCAAUCAUUCGGGCCUUGAUGAUGACGACGGGGAUUUGUUUCACAAUAGCCUCUUUGGCUCGCGUAGUCCCUUGGGUCUUCAGAGCACCCUGCGUGCUCUGUCUGGGAUGAUGACAGGCAUGUCAUCCCGCUUGCGAGAAAUUUUGUGCAAUCUCAGGGCGAAGGAUGAUCCAUCCAUCCAAUUGAUCGCUCUGCAGGAGCUUUCGGAUCUCUUACUCGUAUCCAAUGAGGACAAUCUUUCCGGCCAAUUCUCUCCUGAUCCGUAUGUAAAGGAGUUGGUCUCCUUGAUGCAGCCAACCGAUUUCGGAGAAGAAAACCCCGAAAUUAUGCUCCUUGCAUGUCGUUGUUUGGCGAACUUGAUGGAAGCUCUACGUGGCUCUGUGGCCAACGUGGUCUACGGGGGUGCUGUGCCGAUCCUGUGUCAGAAGCUGUUGGAUAUUCAGUUCAUUGACCUGGCCGAGCAAGCCUUGAGUACCCUAGCCAAAAUCUCUGUAGAUUUCCCUGCCUCUAUUGUUCGCGAGGGUGGCUUGACUGCUUGCCUAACCUAUCUCGACUUCUUCCCGACUAGUACGCAACGUACCGCGGUGACUACGGCAGCAAACUGCUGCCGUAACCUUCCACACGAUUCCUUCCCCGUGGUACGGGAUGUAAUGCCUACACUCCUAAAUGUUCUAUCUAGCAAUGACCCCAAAGUGAUGGAGCAGGGCUGUUUGUGUGUUUCCCGAAUCGUGGAGAGCUUCAAGCAUAAACCCGGGAAAUUGGAGGAACUCAUCGAACCGGCAAUGUUGAAGGCGGUGCUCCGUCUGUUGUUGCCAGGCACUACCAACCUAAUUGGCGCGCACAUUCAUACUCAGUUCCUCCGCGUCCUAGCAAUUGUGUCAAAAGCCAGCCCAAGGUUGUCUGUAGAUCUAUUGAAGAUGAAUGUGGUCGAUACUCUAUACCAAAUCUUGACUGGUGUAUCCCCGCCAGGAAACCUGGAAGACACAACCGUCAGGAUGGACAGUGUGCUUGUGAUGCAAGCCCUGAUACAUCGGCCCAAGGAGCAGGUUAUUGAAACCCUAAAUGUGAUUUGCGAGAUAUUACCUGGGGUUCCUGGCCGACAUGUAUCGCAGGCCGACGGAUGGCUUAGUUCCCCUCUCGACAGCGACCCGGCUCUUGGUUUGAAGUCCCCUAAGGCGAAAGAAUCAGCGGAGAAGAGACGCUCGCUAUUACUGGAAUGCAAGCGCGAGCUCAAACGCUUUGCUACGAUCUUGCUGCCAACUCUGACCGAUGCUUACUCGAGUACUGUCAACUUAGAGGUUCGGCAAAAGGUUCUCAUCGCCCAGCUUAAGAUGUUGCAUCAUCUAGACGCCGGCCUGGUCGAGGAAGCUCUGCGAUCCGUGCCGUAUGCCUCGUUCUUGGCUGCAAUUUUGUCUCAGAAAGACCAUCCAUCUUUGGUCUCGUCAGCUCUGCGAUGCUCUGAACUUCUCUUUCAGCGCUUGGAGCACGUCUAUCAGUACCAGUUCCACCGCGAAGGUGUUAUUUCGGAGAUCUUUAAGCUAGCGGAGGGGCUGCUGUCGGAUGAGGAGCAAACCAAAUCCUCUCAUGAUUCGUCCGCUGCCAUGGACAUGUCAGGAGAUUCACGUCGGGAAGCCGAAGAUGCUGACGUCCCGGCUGACGAUGAUACUCACGACGAUGACUACGAUGAGCAAGAUGAUGACCGGGACGAUAACGACGGCAUGUCGGAAUCGGAUAGCUCUUCAUUAUCUGGUCAAGUACUCUCUACGAGAGUAGACAAUGCCAUGAAGGAUCUCGUCAUCCGCGAUGCCCGGACGUUUGUUCAACUUUACGAAGCUAGCCAUGGCAAGGACUUGCGGGACAAAGCCCAGGGUGUCUUGACCGAAUUGCAAACUCUUGCCUCCAAUAUAGAAGCCUGUUAUAGUGGGGACGGAAAUGAGGAGGGUCUUCCGCUUUUCAGGCAAUUGGCCGCGUAUUUCGACGGUGAUGCUUUGGAGAGUAUCACCAGCUCUGAACUGCUAAACUCGGGUGUCAUCAAAGUGUUGCUGGACGUGUUUGGUGACUUCAACUCUUCAUCAAUGCGCAAAGCCCGUGCUUCUUUUCUGCAAGCCUUCAUGGGCUCUACAAUUUCCGAAAAAGCCCAAAGCCAAAGCACUGCUACAACCCCAUUUAGUGUUCUAGUACAAAAAUUGCAGGAUUUGCUCAGCCGGACUGAGCAUUUCGAAGUGAUCACUGUCAGCCACAAUUCUUUGGAGAACACGCGUAGCAAUGCUGCAAAUAUGCUUGGAAAACAGCUCAGGCUUAAGUUAGUGGCUGAUGAUGACUCUGAUAUUCCCCGUUCCUAUCGGAACAUAAUGGUGUCGAUCCACGCCAUCGCCACGUUCAAAGCCUUGGAUGAUUUUCUCCAUCCAAGGAUUAGUUUGUCCGAUCGGCCAAAACCGUCCCGCAGCCGGGAAUCUUUAUUUUCACAGAUUGCUAACGCCGCGCGACUUCGAGAUCAGCUCACUGGCCAGGGCGAGUUCACUGGCGGUGAUAUUCCACCUCUACCGCGACCGAACACGACAUCAGACAGAUCUUCGCUCCCUGAAGACUCGCAACUCAAUGCACAGGAGUCGUCGACUGAAGGUCGCGAGCGUAGCUCAAGAUCCAGACGUUCAGGUCGACAUCAACAAACUUCAGAAGCUCCUACCCAUGAUGAUGAGCCUUUGGAGUGCGCGGAUGAGAGACAUCUGAGUGACGAUGAUGACGAAGAUGACGGUGACGACGGCGAACUGAAUGCCAUCAUGGAUGAUUUGGACGACGAUCUUUCCGAAGACAAUGCUCCCGACCCGACAGCAGUGAACAUGGAGGUAGCCUCCUCAGGUAAGGUAACUGCUCGAAAGGAAGAUGGAACACGUGUGGCCACUCCGUCGCAUUCCACCCCAGCUUCCAAGACAUCGUCAUCCGCCGCUAGCACUACUCCGAACGCCGCUGGCAACAAUUCUCUUGCCACGGCUGGCCGCCCCUUCUCUUCCUACGCUGCUGCAAUGGCUUCUAUCCCUUCAGACUGGCAUCUAGAGUUCAGCGUGGAUGGCCAGCCUAUCACUGGUGACACCACAAUAUACCGCGCUGUUCACCACAGCCGGCAAUUCUCAGAUCCUAACGGAAGGCACGUGUGGUCUGCUGUGCAUACCGUCAAGUUCAGGCGGGUGCCGGGCCCCCCUCCCCCAGAGCCCACGGCCCUCACACUCGGUACGCUCGAGUCCUCCAAGGCUGUUAACGCGGAGAUGCCACCCUCCCUCAGCCAAGGUGCAACAACAGCAUCGAUCCUUCAGCUACUUCGACUUCUGCACGAAAUGAAUGCCACACUGGAUGAUAUUCUCACUGAAAGCAAGGCGCUUGUCGCACUCAAGCCCGAAGCCCUUGCGCAAUUCAUCAAUACUAAACUUACGGCCAAGCUCAACCGACAGCUAGAGGAGCCAUUGAUCGUAGCGAGCAGCUGCCUUCCCAGCUGGAGCGAAGAUCUCGCCCGCCUCUUCCCUUUCCUCUUUCCAUUUGAGACACGCCAUUUGUUCCUCCAGUCGACUGCUUUUGGCUACUCGCGAGCGAUGAUGAGGUGGCAAAAUUCUCAAAAUGGCGAUGAUAGUCGUAACGAUCACCGGCGCGAUGAUCGACCAUUCCUCGGCCGUCUCCAGCGACAGAAGGUUCGCAUCUCAAGAAGCCGUAUCCUAGAGUCUGCUAUGAAAGUCAUGGAACUCUAUGGAUCUUCUCCCAGCGUCCUGGAAGUGGAGUACUUUGAAGAAGUGGGUACAGGAUUAGGGCCGACUCUGGAAUUCUACUCUACUGUCUCCAAAGAAUUUUCGAAGAAGAAACUCAAAAUCUGGCGAGAAAAUGAUUGCAACGAUUCCGAGGAGUUCGCUUUUGGCAAGCGUGGUUUGUUCCCUUCCCCUAUGAGCGAAGAGCAUGCCGCGUCGGAGUCCGGGAAGAAACAAUUACAUUUGUUCAAGGUCCUCGGCAAGUUUGUAGCUCGCUCGAUGCUCGAUUCUAGGAUUAUCGAUGUCUCCUUCAACCCUGCAUUUUUCCGCAUUGCUAAUAGCUCAUCCUCCGUCGCUCCAUCAAUCGGCACGGUCAAGGCAGUUGAUCAAGACCUAGCAAACUCAUUGCUCCUGUUGAAACGCUUCGCCAAUGCGAAGGCAGAAGUCGAGAACAAGGUGCGUUCGGAGCCUCAGAAGAGGCAGGCCCUACUGGAUAUUGAAAUAGACGGGGUCAAGGUUGAAGAUCUAAGCCUAGACUUCACCCUGCCCGGCUACCCAUCCAUUGAAUUGAUUAAGGAUGGAUCUAAUACCCCAGUGACAAUCGAAAACGUUGAUAUGUAUAUUGAGCGGCUCGUGGAUAUGACGUUGAGUAGUGGUGUCCAGCGUCAAGUGGAAGCAUUCCGAGAGGGAUUUUCGCAGGUGUUCCCAUAUUCGGCUCUUCGUACUUUCACGCCGGCAGAACUCGUGAUGUUGUUUGGAAGAGCAGAGGAGGAUUGGACCAUUGAAACACUUAUGGAUUCUAUCAAAGCCGAUCAUGGCUUCAACAUGGACAGUCGCAGCGUGCGGAAUUUGCUUCAAACGAUGAGCGAGUUGGAUACGCAGCAACGCCGAGACUUCCUUCAAUUCGUCACUGGUAGUCCCAAGCUCCCCAUUGGAGGCUUCAAGAGUCUCACUCCAAUCUUUACUGUUGUCUGCCGUCCGAGCGAGCCGCCAUACACCCCCGACGACUAUCUCCCUAGUGUUAUGACGUGUGUAAAUUAUCUGAAAUUGCCGGACUACAGCAGCUUGGAAGUCCUCCGAACACGGUUGUCUGUCGCUAUCCAAGAAGGACAGGGAGCAUUCCACCUGUCUUGA